Molecule: messenger RNA, 1844 nt
Organism: Ricinus communis (castor bean)
Lineage: Eukaryota; Viridiplantae; Streptophyta; Magnoliopsida; Malpighiales; Euphorbiaceae
Exons: 9
Coding region: 126-1235 (369 amino acids)
Source: RefSeq, a predicted model, not a curated record
CUUCUUUCUAAAAGACUCUUAACUGACAAGAAAAUUCCUUUAAACUUCUCAAAAGGUCCACUUUUCUCUCCAUUUCUUGAACAGCGUACACACAGUUUCCCGGAAAAGCCAGCAAGCAAUCUAACAUGGGUGGAGGAGGUGGGCCUACUACCCCUCUCACUUUCAAUCCUGAUGAGGGUUCCUCAGUGCACCACCAAGAUGUUAUGCAACUUUAUCAUCCCAGUGGGAAACAUGAUGUUGAGAGGGUGAAUGAAGAGUAUGGUUUGGCUUUUGGAGAAUUUGAGGAAGUGGGCUGUAGAGUACUUUCCCCAACUUCUUUGGAAGUUGAAGCUAAUCAGAGGAAGAAAUGGAAAGCUUUUAAGGAAUUGUUGCAGAGCUAUGAUCAGUUACGCAGUAGAGCUGAGAGCUUGGAUGAGGCUAAAAGCAAGAUCUUGAGUUAUACACCUGGAGGUUGGAAGGAGAAGGUUGGUGGCAUGAAAUUGAGUGAUUAUAAUGUGCCAAAAACAACUACUCUCUUGUUGGUCGGUCCCAGGGGAUCUGGGAAAAGCAGUCUAGUUAAUAGAAUAUCAAAGGUGUUUGAUGAUGAUAAGUUCGCGCCUGAAAGAGCACAAGUAUCGUAUAACCCUUCUGCUGGAGAAGGAACCUACUUUCUUCAGGAGUAUAUGAUCCCCGGAUGCUCAACUUCUUUCUGUCUUUAUGACACCCGUGGUUUCUUUGAUAACUCCUAUGAUAACAUUGAAAUGUUAAAAUAUUGGAUGACAAGAGGUGUUUGUCAUGGGGAACUCACUGUUAGGAAAUGCGAUGAUUCAAGUUUAAGGACAAGAAUGAAGUGCAAAGUGCGUUAUAAUGGUAGUCAAUCCAAAAAGAAUAGGACAGUCAACUUUGUAAUUUUUGUUGUUAAUGGGCUUGCAGUUCUGAAAUCUAUGGGCAGUGAAGUUGAAAAAGGAAAUCAAUAUACAGACAUGAUUGCUUCAGCUUUCAACUGCCCAUACGCAUCAUUUAAAGAUGACAAACCUGUGGUUGUUGUCACACAUGGUGAUCUACUUUCACUUUCUGACCGAACUCGCAUACGCGUCCAUUUGGGAGAGCUGCUAGGGAUCCCACCUGCAAAACAAAUUUUUGAUAUUCCAGAAAGUUGUGAUCCUGUGACUGAGUUGACAAUUAUUGACAUGCUGCGUUAUUCCCUUGAGCAUGCUGAUAACAACCUCCCUCAGGACACAGUAGCAGAAAAGUGACGCAUUUAAUCAUGUCUGGUGCUUGGAGUAGAAAGAAUUCAUAGUGAUAAAACCACUUUUGGAAGUGGGUAAACAAUUUUGAGGAUGAGGAUUGUUUUGCUCUCCUCAAGAUGAGAUUUUAUGUGGCAUUUGCAGAUUAAUUCAAUUACAUUAAUGCAAUGGAGUAUCAUUAAGAGAAUCUUUAUCAUUCUGCAUAUGAAAUGUAUGGACAUGAUGCUUCACUCGUUUGAUGGAUGAUCUUUCUCUGCAACUGAGUGAUAGGUUAUGUAGCUUAUCCAUCAACCUUAAAACGCGGGCUGAAUAUAAUAUAAUAAAUUGCUUGCAGGUCCACAGAGUUAUAGGAUCUCUAUAUGCUUGUGUUCAUCUCUUCAUAAUGCUUGGGAUAGCCAUUCUAUCAAUCAACAUACAACAGAUGCACCGUGAGCCCGAACAAGAUCAUGUAGCUUGGAGUUCUAUUAGGCACCUGUGGUUAGAGUAGAAUUAUAUAAACCCGCUUGAAAUAUGAUUGUUCUUGUAUAUGUGGCUUUAAAUGAAGAAUACUUUACUGAGCAGAUGCUAAUUAUCCUGCACAAGACGAUAAUAAAUAUGCAGUAACAGCAUGUUUAUACC